Messenger RNA from Priceomyces carsonii, 1137 nucleotides. RefSeq names its product putative phosphatidylinositol-3,4,5-trisphosphate 3-phosphatase (gene TEP1). The transcript has a single exon. NCBI's taxonomy places the organism in Eukaryota, Fungi, Ascomycota, Pichiomycetes, Serinales, Debaryomycetaceae. Gene Ontology annotation, cellular component: cell projection; plasma membrane; nucleus. Gene Ontology annotation, biological process: cell motility; protein dephosphorylation; phosphatidylinositol dephosphorylation. The record is from RefSeq and is a predicted model, not a curated record. Gene Ontology annotation, molecular function: phosphatidylinositol-3,4,5-trisphosphate 3-phosphatase activity; protein tyrosine phosphatase activity. The coding region runs from base 1 to 1137 and encodes 378 amino acids.
AUGAAAUCAUUCUUAAGAGCAAUAGUGUCGUCUCCCAAUCAGUCUUUCUAUGACGAACAGUCUAAUAAAAAUUUUGACCUAUCUUAUAUUACUCCGCAGUUGAUCGUUUGCUCUGGUCCUGUCAAUCAUUAUGUGAAGUCGUUUUAUAGAUACCCUAUAAAUGAACUUGUAAAGUUCCUUGAUAGUCGACAUGGACCAGAAUCAAAUGGAGAUUGGCAUAUAUGGAACUUUAGAGGAGAAGGAAUUGGCUAUAUCAAGCAAGACGUGCGAAAUAAAAUCUCAUAUUACCCUUUUCCUGAUCACCAGGUACCAACCAUAAAAUUAUUACUUCACUGCGUAAGAGAGAUUUACGGGUUUUUGUCAAAAUCCCCAGACAAUGUUGCAGUUCUACAUUGCAAAGCAGGAAAGGGUCGCUCAGGAACAAUAUGCUGCGCUUAUUUAAUGUACCAAAGUGUUCUUCAUGAUGACAAUGUAACUCCAGAAAGUGCUAAUCAUUUAUUUACUGAGAAGCGAAUGAAACAAUUUGGCGGCAAAGGGGUUUCUAUUAUAUCUCAGCUACGAUAUUUGAAGUAUUGGGAUGAUUUUAUUCACUUUAAUGAAGACAAUGAACAGAGAUUCUUUGACUUUAAUCCUUCAACGGGAGAGUUGUCUGUACCCUUUGAAUGUCGUCUCACGAUGAUUAAAAUAAAGAACGCUAGCGAUGCUCUAUUGAAGUCUAAAGUUUCGAAUCUUAACUUGAGACUUGAAACAUAUUCGGAAUUAAAGGCUGAUUGUUAUGGGCUUGAAUUGAAAGAGUUCAUCAAUUUGUCCAACAAGACAAAUGUAAUUGUCAAAGGGAGUGAUUUGACUCUUUUGCCGUCAAUAGCGCUAACUAUCAAUAAAAAUAAUAACGAUAUUAGAAUAUCUAUUAAGGAUUGGUGCUACUCGUGGUUCAACGUCUAUUUUGAAACCUUGAACACAAUGAACAUGUCUGAUUCUCUCAGUCCUGAAAGUCGGAGUGAUAGUUCCGAAGAAAAGAAAGCGAUACAAGGAAGUUAUCUUGCAACAUGGGAUUCAUUGGAUGGAUUCAAGGGAUCAUAUCAGCGAGGAUGUAGAUUAUUUGAUAGUGUUGAAGUUUGUUGGGUGUUUAAUUAUUAG